GAUAGAGGAGGCCCGCCCAAGCUCACGAGGCUCUUUCUGUUUCACCGUGUGGUCAGCUCUCCCUUUACCCACAGUGCUCAGGAGAAGGUCUCUCGAAUGGGGGGGAGGGACGACACUUCGAAGGACGGCCUGGCCACGGGUUUGAUCUGCUGGGUCAGAGAGGCUCGAUUUCAUGAGCUGCUCACACGUAGGUUAGGUUUAAAUGAGGUUAUUUCUUAAUACCCCAGCUUCAGAAUGAAUAAGCAAAAGAUUUAUUCUCUUAAUCACCAAAAGAUAUUUUAAAAAUUUGGCAGAAACCUUUUCCUCAUACUUUCAGACGAGGAAACAGACACGGCAAGUCAGUUAUCCCCAAAGCCAUAGCUGGAUGCCAUGCAAAUUUAGCACCAGUUUCACAGAUUUUUGAAAUCGUGGCCUCGGGAGAUAUUUGGAAUUUAGGGAUUUUUCUGUUACCAGGCAGGAGAGGGAAGAGGGAAGAGAUAGAAGCAUCAAAAUGCUGCUCCUAUGUGUCUAUCUCCGAUGUGAAAUUGUUAGUUGUUUCCGUGUUUGUCUUCUCUCGUUGAUGGCCUCUACUGCACCAGAGCUGCCACUAAUAUGGCCACACAUUCCCUCAGCUCCUGAAAUACAAAAAAACUCUCGUAUUAUAGAAAUUGGGUGGAAGCGCGAUAUUCAUUCAGUCAUAUCUACUGAGGGCCAACGGGAGUGCUUAGCACUAGGCCCUCGGGAGAGUUCAAUAGACGUAAAAGACACGAUUCCUCUUCUCGAGGAACUGGCAAUCUAACAGAGUUUUCUUGAGUCCCAACCCUUUUCUGUCGCCAACAGGUAUGCGAGGAGCAGAUGGGCGUCUGAAUAAUGCCCAUACAGCGCUGAUGCUGCAGGACGAGACCAUCCGGCGGGUGGAGAGAGAACGCCAGACAUGUGCUGAGCAGAUGUCCUCACUGGAACGUAGCCUGCACGUGAGUGAGGAAGAGAAGAGGGGUCUUCAGGAGAGAAUCGGUAAACUAAAAGCCAAAGAAGCCAAGCUAGAGACAGAUAAGAGGAAGCUAAAAGAAGUCCUGGAGGUCGCCGAGGGCCGAGCCACCGAACUAGAGCUGAGCAGACGCUCUGUGGAGGGGGAACUCGAGCGGACCCAGAUGAAGGUGGCCGAUCGAGAGGUGGAAAGUCAGGGUCUCCGGGAGCAGGUGCAGCUGCUGCAGGGUCGGUUGGAAGAGAGCGAAUGCAAAUCUACCUCCUUGCAGCAGGAGCUGGACCGCCUGACCCACUCCCUGGCAAGGGCAGAGGAUGAGGAAAGCCUCCUGAAGGACAAAGUUCAGAGCCUUUCUAAAGCACUGGCAGAAGCUGCUGCUGGCUCUUGCAGCCUCCGGGAAAAUGUCUCUCAGCUGCAGAAGGCCCUGACGGCAGCCGAGCAGGAUCGACGCGUGCUGCAGAAACACCUGGAUUCUGUGCGUCAGGCACUGUCCGAGAGUAAGAGACAGAGCCAUGGGCUGGCUGAGAGGGAGCUACUGCAGGAAGACCAACUCAGUGAGCUGCAGCUGCGGUGUGAAGACCUGAAAGGGCAGAUAGAGCAUCUGCAGGAGAUAAUCCUUCGACAGCAGCUGAGCGAGGAGGAGGCGGUAGCUUCAGCUCAGAAGUUCCAGAAUGAGAACGGGGCUCUUCGCGAGAGGGUGGCCGGCCUGCAGCGGGCUCUGACCCAACUGGAAGGAGAGUACAAGGAACUGGCCCGCUCAGCCUUCCGCUGGGAGAAGGAUGCCUCCGCUGCUCCAAAGACCCUCAGCCAGUCCCAGAUUGCUGAGCUGGAGCUGGAGCAUGCCCAGAGACUGCUUGAACUGACUUCUCGGCAUCGAGAGGAUCUGGAUCUGGAAGCAGAGAGGCUGCGCAAUACCCAGCUCCAUGCAGAAAGGACUCUGGAUUCUCAAGAGCGAGCCUACAAGCAGAGAGUGAAGGGCCUGGAGGAGCAGGUGAGGACACUGAAGGAGCAGUUGGACCAGGAAAUGCGAAGAAAACAUUCCUAUCUCAACAAGAAACUCCGAGCAGGGAAGUGAAAUCCAGAAUAUCCAGUGUUGCUAUGUGCAAGGACUUGGGAGAUCUGUUCGUUAACAAGAUAUGGACGAGCCUUUCAGCCGAAGUCCUGGGGUAAAGGAGCAGGUGAACGCAACGGCUUGUCACUCAAUUAAGUCAUGAUCAGUUGCUAUCAAUCAAAAAAGAUUAAGGAUGGGAAUGUACUUUUGGAUAAGUUGAAAAACUAUAGGUAAGAGCAAUUAAGAUUGUCAUCAGCUAAACAUGGCAUGCCUGAAGAAAACUGUGUAAUAACAUCAGCUGUUCCAUCCAUGACUCGGUCUUGUGCAUCAUUGUCUAACAUAGCAAGAAAUUUAGCAUCAGUGGAUUUCCCUAAAGAAUUGGUCUUUGACAGACCAUCCUCAUCAUUAGAGCUUGAAUAUAUAUUUGAUAUCAUCUAAUAGUUUUUGAUUUCCUUUAUUCAAUCACUUCUCUAUAAUGAUUGAGCCAUCUGCUAACUUUCUCAUCUUUUAAAAAUGGAAAGAGCAAUGGCUCUUCGAAGGCCAGGUUUUGAACUGUUGUGCACAUGUUUUCAUGUGCCAGAAGAAUGAUAGGUCCUGGCUCCUUACCCAGGCUUCCACAUUACCCAAAUCCAGGACUGCUUUAGUGUCCCUUGUCCUCCUCGGCCAUAAUACUUCACCUCAAAUAAUCAACCUCUGGUAAACAUAGGAAAAUUUAUGAAGAAAUAUUUCCACUCACAGUACCCAAAAACACACUUUGUACUAAGAGACACAAAAAGAGAGGCAGAAACAUUCACAAAACAACCACACCCCAGGGCUGGUAAAAGCCCUUUGCUCUCUCUAUGAACUGCAGGCCUCUUUCACGGUGGCAGGUGGCUGGGAUUAGCUCACAGCCAAGUUGUCUUGUGACUCGUUGGCCAUAAGAUGCGUUAAAGUGUAAAAUUAAAAGUUGGUACAGACCCACCCACUCUCUCAGCCACCAGACUCCAAGAAAAUCCCUGUAGGAAUCAGACUGUGGUUGCCAUGACAACAAUAGCACCCAUCUUGGGGCUGCCAUGAGCUUCACCUGUUAACAUUAGUAAACUUUUUUCCCCCCAUUAACUUGAGUUGAGUUUUUUUUCCCUCACAUUUUCUUUUCAUUGCCAUCUGGUAAUGUAUUUCUAACCCCCUUUUCCAGGAACCAGUGUUUCUCUCAAGAAAUUGACACUAGAAAGAAAAAUUUGAAACAGCAUUGUCAAAUAUAAUUGCAGGGUUUUCAUAUUUAAUCAACUUCAGGUGCUUCAAAGAGAAUUUGGUAACUUUAGGAUAAUGGGUUCUCCCACCCUCCUUCUACCUCCCAAGUUUUAUAAUCACUCAAUGUCUAAUGGCAUACAACUUCACACACACAAAAAAAAAAACAAUAAAAAAUUGCUUCAAAAAUUGUUUAUGUUACCAUUCUUAAUCAUUUAUUCCUUUCUACACUCACCAUUUCCUCAUUUGUUUUGCUUGCUUUAUAUCAUAUAAAAAGAUAAUUCAGUGAUCAAACACUAAAGCAAAUGUGAGCCGGAACCAUAUUCAAAAGUAGCAACACAAACCCACACUCCCCAGUUGGGGCAUUACCUCAACCUCUGAACCCUGUUUCUGAAGCUCCUCAUGCACAAUGGGCAGGGGUUAGGAAGUUUCAGAAAUUUUUGAAAAAAUGAAAGUCAAGGAGGUAGCAGGUUAAGUGGAGUAGAAAUCUGCCCCAGGAGAGAGUAUUCAAGAAACCACAAAUUCCACUUGCAAAGACCUCUCCAGGUUACCUUCCCAGAACCUCUUUGUUUUUCACCAUUCUUGCAUUUAACGGGUUUUACCACUUUAAGGAUUACAGUCUAUAUCCCUUAUAUUAUUCACAGUAUUAAAAUGCAGUGUAAAAAUGAGAGUGAAUUUUAUGUAUAUGACAUUUUUAUAAUAAAAAAUAAUUUAUCGU
Molecule: messenger RNA, 3960 nt
Organism: Ornithorhynchus anatinus (platypus)
Lineage: Eukaryota; Metazoa; Chordata; Mammalia; Monotremata; Ornithorhynchidae
Product: rootletin-like
Exons: 6
Coding region: 822-2039 (405 amino acids)
Source: RefSeq, a predicted model, not a curated record